AUGAAGAUUAUUUCAGAUGAAGAAAAGCAGGCUCACAUUGCCCAUAUUACAUCCGAAGGUAUAAAAGGUUUAGUAGUUGGAUCAUUGGUAUCGGCAGGGUUAUUCACUUAUUUAAAGAAGAGACAACCAGUAAGAUUCAAUUCAUUUAAUACAAGUAUUAAGACAGCUAUUUUUAUUAUGCCUACUGUAUCAAUUGGUGCAUUUUUUGCCGAUCAAGGUUCAUGGGAAUUUGAUAAACAAAUGCAUCAAUCUGAAUAUAGUGAUAAAUUAAUUUUAGAAGAAUAUAGACAAUGGAAUAAUUUAAGUUGGAGUGAUAAAGCAUUUACAUCCUUAGACAAAAACAAGUAUCCUAUCAUUGUAGCUACAUGGGCAGCAUCUUUAUAUGGUUCAUGGGUUGUUGUUAAUAGAGACAAAAUUAUGACUGGUGCUCAAAAGGCAGUUCAAGCUAGAAUGUAUGCUCAAGGUAUUACUAUUAUUUUAUUAUUAGGAACUGUCUUAUUAUCAAUGAAGGAAAAGGAAAUUGAAAAGAAAAGGCCAGCUCCAAUUCCUGAAUGGAAGAGAAUUAUUAUGGAAAGAGAAGCUGAAGAUUCUAGAGUUCUUGCUGAACUUAAGAAACAAAAGGAAGCAAAGGCUGCACUUGAACAAAAUUAA
Messenger RNA from Scheffersomyces amazonensis, 651 nucleotides. RefSeq lists its product as uncharacterized. NCBI's taxonomy places the organism in Eukaryota, Fungi, Ascomycota, Pichiomycetes, Serinales, Debaryomycetaceae. Gene Ontology annotation, biological process: mitochondrial respiratory chain complex IV assembly. The record is from RefSeq and is a predicted model, not a curated record. Gene Ontology annotation, cellular component: mitochondrial inner membrane. The transcript has a single exon. Bases 1 to 651 code for a protein of 216 amino acids.